Messenger RNA from Fusarium redolens, 727 nucleotides. Its product is annotated as AhpD-like protein. Lineage: Eukaryota; Fungi; Ascomycota; Sordariomycetes; Hypocreales; Nectriaceae. Gene Ontology annotation, molecular function: peroxiredoxin activity. Bases 100 to 528 code for a protein of 142 amino acids. The transcript is spliced from 2 exons. The record is from RefSeq and is a predicted model, not a curated record.
GACACGGAGAAGGACCUCCGUCCUCAAAGUAUAUAACGUCAACGGGCAACUCAACCCUGUGGCAUCAACCGUCCUACAUUAACUUCACAAUUCGAAAUCAUGUCUCAAAAUCAAGAAUUCAGCGAAGGUUUCAAAAAGGGCCUCAAAGUCCGAGGCGAAGUUCUCGGCGAAGAAUACGUCUCCAAAGCAGUCGCAAGUCUCGAAAACGAAUACUGGAAACCCGCACAAGAACUCAUCACAGAAUAUGCCUGGGGUAAUGUGUGGACUCGACCUGGUCUCGAUAGAAAGCAGAGAAGUCUUCUUACAUUGGCAUUCUUGACAGCUCAAAAGGCAUGGCCCGAAUUGACGUUGCAUACCAAGGGAGCUAUGCGGAACGGUUUGACUGAGAUUGAGAUUCGAGAGGCUGUUUUGCAAUCUAUGAUUUAUCUUGGUGCUCCUGUUGGGCUGGAGGCUAUGAGGGUUACGGAGAAGGCUAUCAACGAGUUUAAGGCGCAGAGCGGAGGUGAAUCUAGUGGCUCAAAGGAUUGAAUAAUGCAAUAACCCUCAGUAAAUUCAAUCGGGUUAUAUCCAUUCACCCUGGGAUAGUCGAACUGACUCAAUCAUAUCAAUGAGGCGAUGACUUCCCUUGUUCCAUGCGGGUUAACGGAAGAAGCACGUGUUCGACCCCACCAGAUGCCAUCACCUUAUUUACCCCUCCUCAUACUUGAACAUCAUACUCGUAUCAUAC